This is a messenger RNA of Macadamia integrifolia, 1692 nucleotides long. RefSeq lists its product as uncharacterized. NCBI's taxonomy places the organism in Eukaryota, Viridiplantae, Streptophyta, Magnoliopsida, Proteales, Proteaceae. The transcript has 4 exons. The record is from RefSeq and is a predicted model, not a curated record. The coding region runs from base 875 to 1414 and encodes 179 amino acids.
ACAAGACCUUCUUCUUUCUUCCUUUCGUUGUCGUCGUCGUCGUUGUCUUCUUCUUCUUCGUGUCAUUAAAAAGAAGAAUCCCCUCUCCAAUAAUCUCGUACAGUUCUUUGUGAAUACAUACAUAUGACUUGUGAGUUCCUUCUUCCAAGACAAAUUCCAGAUUCUCCCCUCCAUAACCCACUUGUCACUGACCUAUUACUUCACGCUUUCUCUCUCUCUCUCCCUCUGAACAAGAAAGUAAUAGUAGGUCACCGAACUCGUUAGUUACAUAUCAGUUCAUCCAUAUUUCCGUUUCUUCCUUGAGGUUUAAGUAUUGGAUCAUCUGGGUUUCGUCGCAGGUUUCAUCAAAGAACUUGGAAGUCCAGAACUGAGGUCCUUAGAGACUCUUGAAUCCGUCCACCUUAUUUGCUAUUCAAGAUCCUUUUUUUUUUUUUUUUUCUCUGGUUUCGGAUUUCAAAACGAUCAAAGCAGAGAAAAGAUGGGUUUUCUUGAAUUUCAAUCAAUUGCUUCUUCUACGUUUACUUGUUUAGUGGAAUCUUCUUUUUGAAGAUAAAGAUUCCGGAUUAUCUGGAGCGGCAACUUCCCGUCUCCUGCUUUCCUUCUUCCGAGUUCUUCUGAUGAAGAAGAACGAAUACAGAGACUCUGAGAACCCCAAAGUCGUUUAAAACUCUCUGAAAUUCUCAUUUAACUGUUUCCGGUAACUGUUUUAUUGCUUCUUUAUAUUCAAAUUUAGAGACGUUUGGUCCCGUUCAGUUCAAGUGACUCAAACGGCUUCUCUAUCUCUUUCUGGGUCUCGAGUUUUAGAAUUCAGAGUCUCCUUCUCCGAAGAAAUUCUGCAACUUUGGUUGACUGGGAAGAGUUGCUGAAACUGAAAAUGGCGAUUUCUGACCAGGAAAGCUUACCGGACAAAGGCGAUAAAAUCGAUAGCUUCGUUGUGGACAUAGAAAGGUUGUCUCAUGUCACCGAUAAAGACAUCUCUCCUAAUUCUAGGAUCACUUUGCAGAGAAGCUUUUCCCGGAAAGGGUCACACAGAGGAGAAAGGAAGAACAGUAUUGCAAUGGCUACCAGUCAAGACAAAGCCAUUGAUACCGUACCAACUAAUGGGGAUUCAUCAUCCAAAGGAGGAGGUGGCUUUAGCACAGGUGAGAACUCCAUUACGGUUCCAUUAAUGGUGAACCCAGUUGCAGAGGCCAUGAACAAACAAGCACAGGUGAUGAUGAUGAUGAACAGUGAAGGCAGAUUUAGUAGAAGACUCAGUGGGAAGCGGCCACCGGCUUGGCUAGUCGGCCCAAGGACGGUCUUUGUCUUCUUUGCCACCUUGUCAAGCAUGGGAACGAUACUGCUGAUAUACUUCACCCUCUCCAUGAGCAAACUCGCCGAGGAUGACCUCUCAGGAGCCCAGCUACUACAAUAGACUUGCAGCUGACAACCGUCACCAAGAAAGACAGAGGCUUACCCAUCCAAACCACCCCACUUUUCUUUUUCUUUUUUUUUUUUUUUUUUUUUGAGAUUUUUCUCUAGGGAGGUUGCAGAGCAUGUAAGAUAAGUAGAUAAGCAACUUAUGGAAAUACCCAGAAAGGUAAAAUUUUAUCUCACAGCAAUUCUCUGGAGUCUUUCUUCUUCAGUUCUUUAAUCUUAGGACUUUCUUUGAUUGUCUUAUAUAGAGUAACUAAGAAACAUUAUAAAGAGGCA